CACCGGGCGCGCAUGCGCACAGAAGCAAGUCAACAGAGAUGGCGCUGCGCGAAGGAACUUUUCGUGCAAAAUUGCUCCUUAACAGCUGUGGUUUCUACAAAUUCACCUCAUUUGUCGGUGUCCGGUCGUUUUCUGAAAAGGUGUCAUCUAAACCAGUCCCGUCCAGUACCCCAGAGACCACGGAUGACCAUUUAGUCUACACACAAGAGCACUUUGCAUUGAAGGAGUCCCUCAGAAAGAUCAUCGAACAGGAGAUCAACCCCCAUGUUGAUGAGUGGGAAGCACAAGGGCAGUUUCCAGCCCAUAAAAUCUUCAAGAUCUUAGGCAGUGCCGGUUUUCUAGGAGUCAACAGACCAGUUGAGUAUGGAGGCUUGGGUCUUGACUACAGCUACAGCAUAGCAGUGGCAGAGGAGCUGGGUAACAUCCGCUGCGGAGGAAUUCCCAUGGCCAUCGGUGUACAGACUGACAUGGCUACUCCUGCACUGGCCAGGUUUGGUUCAGCUAAGCUAAAGGCAGAGUUUCUGGUUCCCUCUAUUACGGGGGACAAAGUGGCCUGUCUUGGUGUUAGUGAAGUGGGAGCAGGUUCUGAUGUCUCAAGUAUCAAGACAAAGGCAGUGAAGGACGGGGAUGAAUAUGUUAUCAAUGGAGGAAAGAUGUGGACCACCAGCGGUACCCAGGCGGAUUGGAUGUGUCUCCUCGCCAACACCAGUGACGGUCCUCCACACAAGAACAAAUCUCUCAUCUGUUUGCCCAUGAACCUGCCGGGAGUGCACAUUGCCCGUAAGAUUGAUAAACUCGGCAUGUGGUCAUCAGACACGGCUGAAGUUUUCUUUGACGAUGUUCGUGUGUCAUGCAAGAACGUCAUCGGCCAGGAAGGCAUGGGCUUCACCUAUCAGAUGCUUCAGUUCCAGGAAGAGAGGCUCUGGGCAGUGGCCAAUAUCAUCACCACGAUGGAUAAUGUCAUACAGGAAACCAUCCAGUACACGCGGCAGAGGAAGAUCUUCCAGCAGCCCGUCCUCCACCACCAGGCAGUUCACUUCAGGUUGGCUGAGCUGCAGACGGAGGUCGAGCUGCUCCGUUCUCUCCUCUACCGUGCUACAGCAUUGUACAUUAAAGGUAAUGAUGUCACCAAGCUAGCAUCCAUGGCCAAAUUAAAGGGCGGUCGCCUGGCCAGGGAAAUCAGUGACAGCUGUCUCCAGUUUUGGGGAGGAAUGGGCUUCACCAGUGAUGUGAUGGUCAGCAGAUUUUACAGGGAUUCCAGGUUAAUGUCGAUCGGUGGAGGGGCUGAUGAGGUCAUGCUGGGAAUCAUCUCCAAGUACAUGGACAUGCUGCCCAAGAAGUGACAUCAUCAACACCUCUGAUAAUGUGCUAAUCAAAGUUGUUCAACACAGAUUACCUAAGUGCAGAGUUUAAACUCUAGACUUAUACAAGGAAGUUGGAUUGUUUUGCAUUUUGUCUAUGAUUCUUUUAAUUAUACAGUAUGCAGUCAGAAAGAAAAUUCUGAUUAAACACACAUAAUCAUGAAGCUCCUCUUUUCUUGUUUUUCAUGACCUUACAAAUGUGAAUUUUAUUAUGUAAUUUGUUGUUUAAACAUUGAUCAUCCUAUAAGGACUAAACCUAUUUUUUUAGAACAGCAAAAUAAUGCAUAAAAUUACUGUUGUGGAAAAUAAAUAUCCAGCAAAACUUUGUGUCAUUGAGAAAUUCAUUAAAAAAACAGUUCAUUUAUAAUGUUUUCAACACUAGCACACACAUGUGAUGGCCAGUUUACAGCAUAAAAUUUGUUUAUUUACAUUAAAAAUAUUUUUUACAACAAAGUUGAAACAAUAAC
Molecule: messenger RNA, 1828 nt
Organism: Scatophagus argus
Lineage: Eukaryota; Metazoa; Chordata; Actinopteri; Scatophagidae
Exons: 9
Coding region: 39-1343 (434 amino acids)
Biological process (GO): fatty acid beta-oxidation using acyl-CoA dehydrogenase
Molecular function (GO): acyl-CoA dehydrogenase activity; flavin adenine dinucleotide binding
Source: RefSeq, a predicted model, not a curated record